CAGCACAAUUUGUGCUGCGUUGGGCUAAGCUUUGAAGGCUGCCCAUUCUCGAAAACACAGGAGGGAGGGAGGAGAAGAAUGUCGGCGAAAUUUGGGGAUGAGACCAUUUAUUUACAUGGAGAUUUGGAGCUGCGCGUCAUCGAGGCUCGAAAACUGCCCAACAUGGACCUGGCUACAGAGCGCCUCCGCCGCUGCUUUGCUUGCGAUGCCUGCAGGACGACGGAUGACUUCGAGGGGGAGAGCGCCGGAGAGAACCAGGAAAUGAAACCCUAUCGCCGGGGAAUCAUUACGAGCGACCCUUACGUCACCGUGUCCGCUCCCCAGACUGCACUUGCUCGGACUCGGGUCAUACCCAACUCUCAGAAUCCCGUUUGGAAUGAGGAAUUUCACAUCCCCAUGGCUCAUCCUCUGGUCAAUUUGGAGUUCAGGGUUAAGGAUGCUGAUGUCUUCGGAGCUCAGAUUAUGGGCAAAGUGAAAAUUCCUGCACAGAGGAUUGCCUCGGGGGAACUCAUCUCCGGUUGGUUUCCUAUAAUUGGGCCCUCGGGGAAGCCCCCUAAGCAGGAUUCGGCUCUCCGAAUUGAAAUGAAGUUCACCCCCUUUGAAACCAAUCCCUUGUAUAAUAAGCAUGGCAUUGCGGGCGACCCUCAGCAUUUGGGAGUGAGGCGCACAUAUUUCCCACUGCGAAAAGGGUCUUUAGUUAAGCUGUACCAAGACGCCCAUGUUAGCCAUGAUGUAAAAUUCCCGCCCAUUGAAUUGGACGGGGGCAAAAUGUAUCAGCAGGGCACUUGCUGGGAAGAUAUAUGCUAUGCGAUUUCAGAGGCUCAUCACUUGAUAUACAUUGUUGGCUGGUCUGUUUUUCACAAGAUUAAACUGGUAAGAGAGCCUACUAGGCCACUGCCGCGAGGCGGGGAUUUGAAUCUUGGUGAAUUGCUUAAGUACAAGUCGCAGGAAGGGGUACGAGUCUUGAUACUACCCUGGGAUGACAAAACUUCUCAUGACAAGUUCUUCAUUAACACGGCUGGAGUGAUGGCAACCCAUGACGAGGAGACCAAGAAGUUUUUCAAACACUCAUCUGUGAUUUGUGUGCUGUCACCACGCUAUCCGAGCAGUAAGCUUAGCUACAUGAAACAGCAUGUUGUCGGAACCAUGUUUACCCAUCACCAGAAGUGUGUACUCGUGGACACACAGGCUCAUGGCAACAAUAGAAAAAUAACAGCUUUCUUGGGUGGUCUUGAUCUCUGUGAUGGUCGUUAUGAUACACCGGAACACCGUUUGUUCCGCGAUCUUGAUACUGUAUACAAAGAUGAUUUUCAUCAGCCUACAUUUCCUCCUGGGACCAAGGCUCCAAGAGAGCCAUGGCAUGACUUGCACUGCAGAGUUGAUGGCCCUGCUGCAUAUGACGUGCUUAUAAAUUUUGCACAACGUUGGAGGAGAGCAACAAAGUGGAGAGAAUUUGCAGUACUAAGAAAAAAGAUGUCUCAAUGGCAUGAUGAUGCAAUGAUAAAAAUUGAGCGCAUAUCAUGGAUACUUAGCCCUGCAUUUUCUAUAACAAAGGAAACAACAUUGAUUCCUGAAGAUAAUCCAAAACUUUAUGUAUCCGAGGAGGGCCAGCCAGAUAACUGGCAUGUGCAGAUAUUCCGCUCCAUUGAUUCAGGUUCUGUGAAGGGUUUCCCCAAAAAUGUUGACAUUGCAACAUCACAGGUAUACAAGCCAUCUUCACCCUUCACCUCUAAUAAUCUUAAUGCCUUUCCAUGUUGCUAACAAAUACUCCCUCUAUCCCAAAACAAACAACUUAUUUUCUUUUUUGGCCCGUCCCAAAAUAAAAAUUUAUUUCAUUUUUGGCAAGGAAUAUGUGUUAAACACAAAUGACAAUUCUUGGGGGCGGGGGGGGGGGGGGGUGAAUAGA
Messenger RNA from Cuscuta campestris, 1906 nucleotides. NCBI's taxonomy places the organism in Eukaryota, Viridiplantae, Streptophyta, Magnoliopsida, Solanales, Convolvulaceae. The record is from the annotation of a GenBank genome assembly.